AUGUUAUCCCCGGAUUGUGACAUAAAAGAUAAUGACAGUAGACAGGAUUCUCCAGGAGAUAAUCCUAUUACCCCAAUCAUACAUCCAGCUUUAUCAGCUGCUCCCUCUGAUCCUGGGAAAUGUUCUCCUCAUCACUCUGAUAUUGAUCUUGUUAGACAUCACAGAAGUCACACAGGUGAGAAGCUGGUUUCUUGCUAUGAGUGUGGGAAAUGUUGUGCAAGUAAAUCACACCUUGUAAUACAUAAGAGAGUACACACAGGUGAGAAGCCAUUUCCAUGUUCUGAGUGUGGGAAAUGUUUUGCACACAAAUCAGAUAUUGUUAGAAGUCACACAGGGGAGAAGCCAUUUUCUUGCUCUGAGUGCAAGAAAAGUUUUACCCGGAAUUCUCAACUUGUUAGACAUCAGAGAAGUCACACAGGUGAGAAGCCAUUUCCAUGUUCUGAGUGUGGGAAAUGUUUUAGACAUCACACAGGUGAGAAGCCAUUUUCUUGCCCUGAGUGCAAGAAAUGUUUUACACGGAAUUCUCAACUUGUUAGACAUCAGAGAAGUCACACAGGUGAGAAGCCAUUUUCUUGCCCUGAGUGCAAGAAAAGUUUUACCCGGAAUUCUCAACUUGUUAGACAUCAGAGAAGUCACACAGGUGAGAAGGCAUUUCCAUGUUCUGAGUGUGGGAAAUGUUUUGCGCGGAAAACAGAUCUUGUUAUACAUCACAGAAGUCACACAGGUGAGAAGCCAUUUUCUUGCCCUGAGUGCAAGAAAUGUUUUACACAGAAUUCUCAACUAGUUACACAUCAGAGAAGUCACACAGGUGAGAAGCCAUUUCCAUGUUCUGAGUGUUUUUGGAGAUAUGAGAGCAGACUUUACAUUCUCCGCAGGGAUAGGUCCCUGUGA
Messenger RNA from Pseudophryne corroboree (corroboree frog), 891 nucleotides. Its product is annotated as gastrula zinc finger protein XlCGF17.1-like. Gene Ontology annotation, molecular function: chromatin insulator sequence binding. Gene Ontology annotation, cellular component: chromosome. The coding region runs from base 1 to 891 and encodes 296 amino acids. The record is from RefSeq and is a predicted model, not a curated record. The transcript has 6 exons. NCBI's taxonomy places the organism in Eukaryota, Metazoa, Chordata, Amphibia, Anura, Myobatrachidae. Gene Ontology annotation, biological process: regulation of transcription by RNA polymerase II.